This is a messenger RNA of Monodelphis domestica (gray short-tailed opossum), 11317 nucleotides long. RefSeq names its product cadherin EGF LAG seven-pass G-type receptor 2 (gene CELSR2). NCBI's taxonomy places the organism in Eukaryota, Metazoa, Chordata, Mammalia, Didelphimorphia, Didelphidae. Gene Ontology annotation, cellular component: plasma membrane. Gene Ontology annotation, biological process: G protein-coupled receptor signaling pathway; cell surface receptor signaling pathway; homophilic cell-cell adhesion. Gene Ontology annotation, molecular function: calcium ion binding; G protein-coupled receptor activity. The record is from RefSeq and is a predicted model, not a curated record.
GAGAGGAGCAGGUCUAUGGUAAUGAGCCGCCCGCAGCCGCUGCUGCUCUGCAGAGCUCACCGCCGGGGAGGCGAGGCGAGCGCUGGGGGCCCGGUGCCAAAAGGGAGAGCCGGCCGGGGGCGCAAGGAGAGAGUGAGGGUCUCGGAGCUACUGCCAGGGCUCUAGAGAAGGAGUUCCAGGGGCCCCGGGGGGCGAUCUGGAGGCGCAGGUGGGAGAUGGAGUAGCCCUGGGCAGGAUCUGGAGGGGGAGGGGGAAGGCGGAGGUGGGGGUGCACAGGGACAGAUCCCGGGCUGCGGGCGGUGUGGGGGAGCCCCUGGGGGCUCAAUAGGGAGACCCGAAGAUCCAGGCGCAGGGAUCGGGAAUCCUGUGGGAGAACCCCGGAGGUACAGGUGAGAACCGAGGACGCAGGUGGGAGUUUCGGGGGCUCAGAGGCAAAGAUCCGGAGACGCAGGGCAAAGCUCCAAGACAGAGCGGGGUUCGGGAGAGUAAGGGGAGCUUGGAGGCGGCCCUGGGAGCCCCCACUGGGGCUCUGGGCAGGGCUUGAGGUGGGGCUGGGGUGUGGGAGGACUAGGGGUGCCGGAAGGAUUCCGAGCAGUUGCAGGGACUCAGGAGCCGCAGAGGGAAGAUCAGGCCAGAGGUGAGCGAGGAAACUCUAGGGCGCAGGGGAUCCGCUGAGGCCGGGGCCCCUGAGGGAGCGCACACAGGAAGGUCCCGGGAAUCAGGUGCCCCCGGCCCGGGCAUGCGGCGCGGCGGGGCCGGGAGGAGCCGGAGGAGGAGCCGCCGCCGCCGCUGACCCGGCCGGGAGGAGGGAGAGAUGCGGGGCCGGGUCGCCCGCGCCCCCCUCCUGCUGCUGCUGCCGCCGCGGCUGCUGCUAUUGCUACUGCUGCUGUUGCUAUCGCUGGGCCCCGGGAGCUUCGCCCUGGCCCCAUCGCCCUGCCGUUCUCUGGAAGCCCUGGACCUGAGCUCUCCACACCUCUGCAUUCCCCAGCACUGGUUCUGUCCAGCGGGGAAUGAGGGCCACUGGCUACACACAAGCCGCUGCCGGGCCAGGGGACCGGAGCUGACUAGCCGCCUGGUACCCCUGGAGAGGUUUAGGGGCAGGAGGGCCUGGUGCCCAGAGCCUGGGGCUCACAUUCCCCUGCCGCCAGCACCCAGAGGCUGUCCCUGGAGCUGCCGCCUGCUGGGUGCCCGAGGCCACAUCUCCCCACAGGGCAAGCUGACCCUACCCCCAGGGCAUCAGUGCAUCCAGGUACCACAGCUGCAGUGCCAACUCUGCAGGGUGGCAUGGGCUCAGGGCCACUGGGUCGAGAAGUGGAUGGCUGGGGAUCUUCCAGGAAGUCGAAGGAAACGCAAUGUGAACACAGCCCCCCAAUUCCAGUCGCCUGUCUAUCAGGCCACUGUGCCUGAGAACCAGCCUGUGGGCACCCCUGUGGCAUCACUGAGGGCUGUGGACCCAGAUGAGGGUGAAGCAGGGCGGCUAGAGUAUACCAUGGAUGCCCUCUUUGAUAGCAGAUCCAACCAGUUCUUCUCCUUGAACCCAGCCACUGGUGCUGUGACUACUGCUGAGGAACUUGAUCGGGAAACCAAGAGUACUCAUGUCUUCAGGGUUACUGCCCAGGACCAUGGCACACCUCGGCGAAGUGCCCUGGCCACACUGACCAUCACAGUGACCGACACCAAUGACCACAACCCCGUCUUUGAGCAGUCUGAGUACAAGGAGAGUUUGAGGGAAAACCUGGAAGUAGGCUAUGAAGUACUUACGGUUCGAGCCACAGAUGGUGAUGCCCCUCCAAAUGCCAACAUCCUCUAUCGUCUGGUAGAGGGGCCUGGAGGAUCCCCUCCUGAGGUCUUUGAGAUUGAUCCCCGUUCUGGUGUGAUUCGCACCCGGGGCCCCGUGGACCGAGAAACUGUGGAAUCGUACCAACUAACUGUAGAGGCAAGUGACCAGGGUCGGGAUCCUGGGCCCCGGAGUGCCACAGCAGCUGUGUGUCUGUCUGUGGAGGAUGACAACGAUAAUGCCCCCCAGUUUAGUGAGAAGCGCUAUGUGGUCCAGGUGAGGGAAGAUGUGACACCCGGUGCCCCUGUGCUUCGAGUCACAGCCACAGACCGCGACAAGGGCAGCAACGCUCUGGUCCACUAUAGCAUCAUGAGUGGCAAUGCUCGUGGCCAGUUUUACUUGGAUGCUCAGACAGGAGCACUGGAUGUAGUGAGCCCCCUCGACUAUGAGACAGCCAAGGAAUAUACCCUCCGGAUUCGGGCCCAGGAUGGGGGCCGUCCCCCGCUCUCCAAUGUCUCAGGCCUGGUAACAGUGCAAGUCCUAGACAUCAACGACAAUGCCCCCAUAUUCGUCAGCACCCCCUUCCAGGCCACGGUUCUAGAGAGCGUCCCACUGGGGUAUCUGGUCCUCCAUGUCCAGGCCAUUGAUGCGGAUGCAGGGGACAAUGCCCGUUUGGAGUACCGAUUGGCUGGGGUAGGACCCGACUUUCCUUUUACCAUCAAUAAUGGUACAGGGUGGAUAUCUGUGGCUGCUGAGCUGGACCGGGAGGAGGUGGACUUCUACAGUUUUGGAGUGGAGGCAAGGGACCAUGGCACACCACCACUGACAGCCUCUGCCAGCGUCAGCGUAACCAUCCUCGAUGUCAAUGACAACAACCCCACCUUCACUCAGCCGGAGUAUGCCGUGCGCCUGAAUGAGGAUGCAGCCGUGGGUACCAGCGUAGUGACAGUGUCAGCUGUGGACCGAGAUGCUCAUAGUGUCAUCACUUACCAGAUCGCUAGUGGCAAUACUCGAAACCGAUUCUCCAUCACCAGCCAGAGCGGCGGGGGGCUGGUUUCUCUGGCACUGCCCCUCGACUACAAGUUGGAGCGACAGUACGUACUGGCCGUCACCGCUUCAGAUGGCACACGCCAGGACACAGCCCAAGUUGUGGUGAAUGUCACCGAUGCCAACACCCACCGCCCAGUGUUCCAGAGCUCCCACUACACCGUCAACGUCAAUGAGGACAGACCAGCAGGCACCACUGUGGUCCUGAUCAGUGCCACCGAUGAAGACACGGGUGAGAAUGCCCGCAUCACCUAUUUCAUGGAGGAUAGCAUACCCCAGUUCCGCAUUGAUGGAGACACGGGGGCUGUCACUACCCAGGCUGAGCUGGACUAUGAGGACCAGGUUUCCUACACUCUGGCCAUUACUGCCCGGGACAAUGGCAUUCCCCAGAAGUCAGACACCACCUACUUGGAAAUCCUAGUCAAUGAUGUCAACGAUAAUGCCCCCCAGUUUCUGCGUGACUCCUAUCAAGGCAGCAUCUAUGAGGAUGUGCCCCCCUUCACGAGCGUCUUGCAGAUUUCAGCCACGGACCGGGAUUCGGGAUUGAACGGAAGAGUUUUCUACACCUUUCAAGGCGGGGACGAUGGGGAUGGUGACUUCAUAGUCGAGUCCACAUCAGGCAUAGUGCGCACACUUCGGAGGUUAGACAGGGAGAACGUAGCCCAGUACGUCCUACGGGCAUUUGCAGUGGACAAGGGUGUCCCUCCAGCCCGGACCCCAGUGGAGGUGAUGGUGACUGUCCUGGACGUAAAUGACAACCCACCUGUUUUUGAACAAGAUGAGUUUGAUGUGUUUGUGGAAGAGAAUAGCCCUAUUGGCUUGGCUGUGGCCCGAGUCACAGCCACAGACCCAGAUGAGGGCACCAAUGCCCAGAUCAUGUACCAGAUUGUGGAGGGUAACAUCCCUGAGGUCUUCCAGCUAGAUAUCUUUUCAGGGGAGUUAACUGCCUUGGUGGACCUAGACUAUGAGACUCGGGCAGAGUACAUCCUCGUGAUCCAGGCCACCUCGGCCCCACUGGUGAGCCGGGCUACUGUCCACGUCCGUCUCCUUGACCGCAACGACAACCCCCCUGUCCUGGGCAACUUUGAGAUCCUCUUCAACAACUACGUCACCAACCGCUCCAGUAGCUUUCCUGGGGGUGCUAUUGGCCGGGUGCCAGCCCAUGACCCCGAUGUCUCUGACACGUUGAGCUAUAGCUUUGAGCGUGGGAAUGAGCUAAGCUUGGUGCUGCUGAACGCCUCCACGGGGGAACUGAGGCUGAGCAAGGCGCUGGACAACAACCGACCCCUGGAGGCCAUCAUGAGUGUGUCUGUGACAGAUGGCGCACACAGCGUGAGCGCCCAGUGCGUGCUGCGGGUGACCAUCAUCACAGACGAGAUGCUCACGCACAGCAUCACGCUGCGCCUGCAGGACAUGUCUCCAGAGCGCUUCUUGUCCCCGCUGUUGGGACUCUUCAUCCGCGGUGUGGCUGCCACACUAGCCACGCCACCGGACCACGUGGUGGUUUUCAAUGUGCAGCGGGACACAGAUGCGCCGGGCGCGCACAUCCUCAAUGUGAGCUUGUCGGUGGGACGGCCGCCGGGGCCAGGCGGUGGGCCUCCUUUUGUGCCCUCUGAGGACUUGCAGGAGCGCCUCUACCUCAACCGCAGCUUGCUGGCGGCCAUCUCAGCGCAGCGCGUGCUGCCUUUCGAUGACAACAUCUGCUUGAGGGAGCCCUGUGAGAACUACAUGCGCUGCGUGUCUGUGCUACGCUUCGACUCCUCGGCGCCCUUUAUCGCCUCAGCUUCUGUGCUCUUCCGUCCCAUUCACCCUGUCGGGGGCCUCCGCUGCCGCUGCCCGCCAGGCUUCACAGGAGACUACUGCGAGACCGAGGUGGACCUCUGCUACUCCCGGCCCUGUGGCCCUCAUGGGCGCUGCCGCAGCCGUGAAGGCGGUUACACCUGCCUCUGCAGGGAGGGCUUCACUGGGGAGCACUGUGAGGUGAGCGCCCGUUCGGGCCGAUGCGCCCCUGGAGUCUGCAAGAAUGGAGGCACCUGUGUCAACUUGCUGGUCGGGGGCUUCAAGUGCGACUGCCCAUCAGGUGACUAUGAGAAGCCUUACUGCCAAGUGACCACGCGCAGCUUCCCAGCUCGAUCCUUCCUCACCCUCCGAGGUCUUCGGCAGCGCUUCCAUUUCACCUUGGCCCUUACGUUUGCCACAAAGGAGAGGGACGGGCUUCUUCUGUACAAUGGGCGCUUCAAUGAAAAGCACGACUUUGUGGCCCUUGAAGUGAUUCAGGAACAAGUCCAGCUCACUUUCUCUGCAGGGGAAUCAACGACCACCGUGUCCCCAUUCAUCCCCGGAGGGGUCAGUGAUGGCCAGUGGCACACCGUCCAACUGCAGUACUACAAUAAGCCUCUGCUGGGGCGCUCUGGACUCCCACAGGGUCCCUCUGAACUGAAAGUGGCCGUGGUUACGGUGGAUGAUUGUGAUCCCGGCGUGGCACUGCGCUUUGGAGCCGUCCUGGGAAAUUAUUCGUGUGCUGCCCAGGGCACCCAGGCUGGCAGCAAAAAGUCCCUGGAUCUGACAGGCCCCCUGCUGCUGGGAGGCGUCCCUGACCUGCCUGAGAGUUUUCCCAUCCGCACCCGCCACUUUGUGGGCUGUAUGCGAAACCUGCAGGUGGAUAGCCGGCGCGUGGACAUGGCUGACUUCAUUGCCAACAAUGGCACUGUGCCUGGGUGCCCAGCCAAGAAGAAUGUAUGUGACAGCAACACCUGCCACAAUGGGGGCACCUGCGUCAAUCAGUGGGACACGUUCAGCUGCGAGUGCCCCCUGGGCUAUGGGGGCAAGAGUUGUGCCCAGGAGAUGGCGAAUCCUCAGCGCUUCCUGGGUAGGAGCCUAAUGGCCUGGCACGGCUUGGCCCUUCCCAUUACCCAGUCCUGGCACCUCAGCCUCAUGUUCCGUACCCGCCAGGCGGAUGGCGUCCUCCUGCAGGGGAUCACCAGAGGGCACAGCACCAUCACCCUGCAGAUGACGGAGGGCCACGUGAUGCUGAGCGUGGAAGGCACCGGGGUGCAGACGUCCUCUCUUCGGCUGGAGCCGGGCAGGGCCAAUGACGGCGACUGGCACCACGUGCAGCUCGUGCUUGGAGUCAGCGGAGGAGCCCGAGAGCCCGGCCACGCCGUCCUGUCCUUCGACUACGGGCGGCAGCAGGCAGAGGGCAACCUGGGCCCCAGGCUGCACGGGCUGCACCUCACCAACGUCACGGUGGGCGCCGUAGCGGGACCUGGCGGGACCGUGGCCCAGGGCUUCCGGGGCUGCAUGCAGGGCGUGAGAGUGGGGGAGGCCGCGGAUGGUGCCAGCAGCCUGGACCCCAGCAGAGCGGAGCGCGCCAACGUGGAACAGGGCUGCAGCCUCCCGGAUCCCUGUGACUCGAGCCCCUGCCCGCCGAACAGCUACUGCAGCGACGACUGGGACAGCUACUCCUGCAGCUGCGAUCCCGGUUACUACGGCGAUAGCUGUGCCAACGUCUGUACCCUGAACCCCUGCGAGCACCAGUCCGUGUGUACCCGGAAGCCCAGCGCGCCUCACGGCUACACCUGCGAGUGUCCCCACAACUACUUUGGGCCCUACUGUGAGACCAGGAUUGACCAGCCGUGCCCUCGAGGCUGGUGGGGACAUCCCAUGUGUGGCCCGUGCAACUGUGACGUCAGCCAAGGCUUCGACCCCGACUGUAACAAGACCAGCGGAGAAUGCCGUUGCAAGGAGAAUCACUAUCGGCCCCUGGGCAGCCCCGCUUGCCUCCUGUGUGACUGUUACCCCACGGGUUCUCUGUCCCGCGUCUGCGAUCCGGAGGACGGUCAGUGCCCUUGCAAGCCGGGCGUCAUCGGGCGCCAGUGUGACCGCUGCGACAACCCCUUUGCUGAGGUGACGGCCAACGGCUGCGAAGUGAAUUAUGACAGCUGCCCGAGAGCCAUCGAAGCUGGCAUCUGGUGGCCUCGGACCCGAUUUGGGCUGCCUGCCGCAGCACCCUGCCCCAAGGGCUCCUUUGGGACAGCAGUGCGGCACUGUGACGAGCACCGAGGAUGGCUGCCCCCUGACCUCUUCAACUGUACUUCAGUCACCUUCUCGGAGCUGAAGGGCUUUGCUGAACGACUACAGAGGAACGAGUCGGGCUUAGACGCCGGGCGCUCCCAGCGCUUGGCAGUGCUGCUCCGGAAUGCCACCCAGCACACCGCUGGCUACUUUGGCAGUGAUGUCAAAGUGGCCUACCAACUGGCCACCAAACUGCUGGCCCACGAGAGCGUCCAGAGGGGCUUCGGGCUGGCUGCCACCCAGGAUGUGCACUUCACCGAGAAUCUGUUGAGGGUUGGCAGUUCCCUUCUCGAUGUUGGCAACAAGCGUCACUGGGAACUGAUUCAGCAGACGGAGGGCGGCACGGCCUGGUUGCUGCACCACUACGAGGCCUAUGCCAGCGCCCUGGCCCAGAACAUGCGCCACACGUACCUGAGCCCAUUCACCAUCAUCACGCCCAACAUUGUCAUCUCCGUUGUGCGCCUGGACAAGGGGAACUUUGCUGGGGCCAAGCUGCCGCACUAUGAGGCGCUUCGGGGGGAGCGGCCCCCUGAUCUCGAGACAACUGUCAUCCUCCCUGAAUCUGUUUUUAAGCCAACAGAGAGUCAAGACCAUCCUCCGGCAGGUGGGCCGGUGGUGCCGGGUGAGGCCCGGGAGCAAGAGGAGCUGGGGCGGCGGCAGAGGAGACACCCAGAGCUGAGCCAGGGCCAGGCCGUGGCCAGCGUCAUCAUCUAUCGCACCCUGGCCGGGCUGCUGCCCCACAACUAUGACCCUGACAAGCGCAGUCUCCGGGUCCCCAAACGCCCCGUCAUCAACACGCCAGUGGUGAGCAUCAGCGUCCACGACGACGAGGAUCAGCUGCCUCGGGCUCUGGACAAGCCCGUCACCGUGCAGUUCCGGCUGCUGGAGACCGAGGAGCGCUCUAAGCCCAUCUGCGUCUUCUGGAAUCACUCUAUUCUAGUGAGCGGGACGGGCGGCUGGUCAGCCCGAGGCUGCGAGGUGGUCUUCCGGAACGAGAGCCACGUCAGCUGCCAGUGUAACCACAUGACCAGCUUUGCGGUGCUCAUGGACGUGUCCCGCCGGGAGAAUGGGGAGAUCCUGCCCCUGAAGACGGUGACCUAUGCAGCCUUGGGCGUGACGCUGGCUGCCCUGCUCCUCACCUUCCUCUUCCUCGCCUCCCUGCGGGCCCUGCGCUCCAACCAGCAUGGCAUCCGCAGGAACCUGGUGGCGGCGCUUGGCCUGGCCCAGCUCGUCUUCCUGCUGGGGAUCAAUCAGGCUGACCUGCCGUUUGCCUGCACGGUCAUCGCCAUCCUGCUGCACUUCCUGUACCUGUGCGCCUUCUCCUGGGCUCUGCUGGAGGCGCUGCACUUGUACCGGGCGCUCACCGAGGUGCGGGACGUCAACACGGGCCCCAUGCGCUUCUACUACAUGCUGGGCUGGGGCGUGCCCGCCUUCAUCACAGGCCUGGCUGUGGGACUGGACCCUGAGGGCUACGGGAACCCCGACUUCUGCUGGCUGUCCAUCUACGACACGCUCAUCUGGAGCUUCGCCGGCCCUGUGGCCUUCGCCGUCUCGAUGAGCGUCUUCCUGUAUCUUCUGGCAGCCCGCGCCUCGUGUGCCGCCCAGCGCCAGGGCUUCGAGAAGAAGGGCACCGUCUCAGGUCUGCGCUCGGCCUUCGUGGUCUUGCUCCUGCUCAGUGCCACGUGGCUGCUGGCCCUGCUUUCCGUCAACAGCGACGCCCUCCUCUUCCACCAUCUCUUUGCAGCCUGCAACUGCGUCCAGGGCCCCUUCAUCUUCCUGUCCUAUGUAGUGCUCAGCAGGGAGGUCCGGAAGGCACUGAGGUUUGCCUGCAGCCACAAGCCCAGCCCUGACCCUGCCCUGACCACCAAGUCCACUCUGACCUCGUCCUACAACUGCCCCAGCCCCUACGUGGAUGGCCGACUCUACCAGCCCUACGGAGACUCGGCCGGCUCCCUGCACAGCGCCAGCCGCUCGGCCAAGAGUCAGCCCAGCUACAUUCCCUUCCUGCUCAGGGAAGAAUCAAGCCUGAACACUGGACAAGGGCCCACUGCACUGGGGGACCCAGGAGUCCUAUUCCUGGAAGCCCAAGACCCGCAGCAUGGCCCUGACACGGACUCAGACAGUGACCUGUCCCUUGAGGAUGACCAGAGCGGUUCCUACGCAUCCACCCACUCGUCAGACAGCGAGGAGGAAGAGGACGGGGCUUUCCCCGGGGAGCCCGGCUGGGACAGCUUGCUGGGGCCUGGUGCUGAGAGGCUGCCAUUGCAUAGUACCCCAAAGGCUGACAGUGGCCCAGGCCCGGGGAAGGCCCCCUGGCCCAGCGACUUUGUGGCAGCCACCAAGGAGAAUGGAGGAGGCGGCCCCGAGGAGAGAUUCCGGGAAAAUGGAGACGCCGUGUCUCGAGACGGGCCGCUGGGCCCCCUGCCUGGCUGUCCCCCCACGGCCCAGCCCCACAAAGGCAUACUCAAGAAGAAGUGUCUGCCCACCAUCAGCGAGAAAAGCCACCUUCUGCGGCUGCCCCCUGAGCCGGGCACCGGCUCCUCCCGGGGCUCCUCGGCCAGCGAGGGCAGCCGGGCUGGGCCCCUCCCACCUCGCCCCCCUCCACGGCAGACCCUGCAGGAGCAGCUGAAUGGGGUCACACCCAUCGCCAUGAGCAUCAAGGCCGGCACAGUGGACGAGGACUCAUCAGGCUCAGAAUUUCUCUUCUUUAACUUCCUGCAUUAACCCUGGGCCUGUGGCCCCCACGCCCAAGGCUCCCCUCCCUCGACAGCCCCUCUCAUGCCCCAUACGGUGUCUUGUGCUUUCUUCCCUCUUCCUGCCCCACAGCAGUGACGAGACAUCCAUCUGAGGAGCCCCCGGGCAUUGCCGGGAGGAUUGCCCGCUCCCCCGGCCUCUCUUGUGCCAAUCACCCCCUUCAUCUUCCCUUGGCCCCAACACACUUUGGACCUCUGGGGCUGCAGUUCCAAGGAAACGUUUUUUCAGAAAAGAGGAAAAAAAGGAAGAAAAAAAACUGGAAGGAUCUACGCUCUUGUGUCUUCAGGGAUGAAUUUUUUAUACGAUGAAAACUGACUCUAUUCUACCCACAAGAGGAUGGGACCUCCCGGGAUUCUCCCCGACCUCCCCCCAGUUUCCCAUCUGCUGUGCCUCUGGGAGGAGGGGAAGGUCCUGGGGGUGGGGGUGGGCAUGGGAAUUCCCUGCCCCCUUUCUGCCAUCACCAAAAGAAAAGGACAAAGCCACACACUUCCUGCGGGGGACAGCUUGCCUUGCCAGCCCUGGGAAGGCUCUGGUUUGAGGGAAAGGGGACCAGAGAUGCGCCACAUUGCCCCGGGCAGUGUCCUCUCUGGAACUGAAGACCCCUGCUUGGAGGAGGGGGUGUAGAAGGCCCGGCCUCCCUGCCCCCGAUGCUGCAUGAACAAAUGAAAAGGGGAAGGGACCCAGGAGUCUGUGCCCCCAGCUGGGAAUGGUGCCCCUUUCCUUUUCUCUAGGCCUCUGGCAGUGCUCAAGAACCAAGAUUUCUGCUCAGUUUGCUGACCCAAAAGUGCUUUUUUCUUUCUGCCCAAACCGUGCCAGGGAGGGGCCGUUUACAUUGCUCGCCUUUGCUCUGGAGAGGGGCUGGGGGAGGCCUGAAGCCCUGCUGGGCCAGCCCUGGGGUGAGGAGGGCUCUUCGAUCUGGGCAUGUGCCAUUGUUCAGCUCUGGCUCCAUCUUGUCUGCCAUCACCCGCUGUGGCCUCCAAGAUGGGGUCUCGGAAUUGCCUCUCUUCUUCCAAGUCCCAGGAACUAUUCUCCGAUUCUUUCCUCAUCUGCCCUCCCUGCACUGUGCCCUCGUUUCCUGUGAAGAGAGAGAUAAUAUAUAUUCUUUUUAAUUUAUUUGCCUUUUGUGUUGGGAUGGGACCGUGUCUGGCCCCAGAGGAUGUCUGUCACGGAUUUAGUGUUUCUCUAGGCUUUGGCUUGGGGGUCCGGGCUCAGGUGCCCCCUCGGGGAGAAGCCGGCUUCUUGUCAUCUUGCUGGCUGCCGCUCACUGGAGUCAGUUUAUCCUAGGCACACAGACCAAAUCUGAUGUCACCGAUUUUCUCCUGGGGCAGGAGGGCUAGGAAGAGACUCCAGCCUGGGCGAGUUUCCAUUUCUUACUCAGGAGGUGAGGCUAGUGGAUGGUUCUUCCUAUGGCCUUGGAUUACCCGUCUCUUUCCCGGUCCUCUCCUCCCCCUUCCAGUUCCUGCAAAGGGUUAAAACUGCAACUGCUUUUACUACUUGAAGACUUCUAAAAAACACACAAAGAUGCUGGAUUUAGGACUUGUUACUAAUUGUUGGAUUGUACAGUUUGAUUGUCACUGUAAAUAUUCUAGGUUUUUUUGGUUUGUUUGGCCUUCUCCCUCUACUUAAUAAACUAGUUCUGUGCAGGUUUGAGCACUGCCAGCCUGA